Molecule: messenger RNA, 3226 nt
Organism: Dicrocoelium dendriticum
Lineage: Eukaryota; Metazoa; Platyhelminthes; Trematoda; Plagiorchiida; Dicrocoeliidae
Source: the annotation of a GenBank genome assembly
UGUUGUAUCUUAAUCGUUCACAUUGGUCAGGCUAUUUCCUCCGUAUUCUCGUUGACCAGCUUCCCCAGCGUGCGUUAUGCGCCUUGUUUGCACCGUCGGUUGGAACUGCGAGCUGGCCAGUCCGAGACGUGGCAUAGAGGAAUGAAGAGAUUGACUAAUAGAUGAGUUGUUGCCUGCCAUCUUCGUACAUGUGGGCCUCUGGAUAAUCCUCAACCAUGAUAGGAAACCGUAACGCAGUCAUUGGCGUUCCAGCAUUCGGUUUUUUGUAGCUGGUUGUUAAUUUUCGUUCCAUUCUGAUUAGUUUAACGCUCAUCUUUCUUGCUCUUAGUUUCCUUACAUUCUGUUAGCAUUCACUAUCCUGCCAUUGGGAAUCGUGGCAACUGGACCCACCGCACUCGGUGCUCGGAACAAAGUUGUUAUAAGUGAACUGAACUGCACACUUAGCACAUUGAACUGACGUUUGUCGUUCCAUUGUCUCAAAGCAUAAUUGUCGCUCUAUUGGUGACCAUUGAGUGUAUGCCGCCUUUUGUCCACUACAUUUUCUCUGUUCGAUGUUACAUACCGUAAAUUGUUUGAUGAAUUGCCGGGCGGUCUGCGACAGCUCUUGUCUCCUUUCCUACGAUAACGAAACUAGGUAGUUAUUUGUCACCGCUUAUACAUAUGUUAUUAUGUUGCUUUCUUCUGUCACUCGCUCUCAAUCUAAUGCAUAAUGUGAUUUAGACAUUAUGUUACUUUUUUAGCUUUCGUGAUCUGUAAUGUUUAAUCUCUUUACCCUUUUGUAUUGCGGCACAUUAGCAGAUGUGUUUCUCACUCUCGACUAACGUGCAUUAAUGAUAAUGACGAAUUUUUUGUUUUUUUCAGAGGGGGUUAUAGUGCUGAACGUGAUCGCGGCCGCGAUAGCGAUCGGUACGAUCGUGGUCGUGAUCGCGAUUCCUACGGACAUUCGACCGACCGAUUCGGUAGUUCUGGCGGUCGUUUUGGUGGACCAGGCCGCGGUGCUUUUCCUCCUGGGAUGAAUUAUGGUGGCUAUGGAGGACCCAGAGGUGGUGGAAUGGUAGCCCGUGGUGGACCCGUUCCACCCAUGGGUCCAGGAGCUGGUCGUGGAUACGGUGGUCCUGCUUUCCAUGGCGGUGGUGGUCCUCCGGUUGACUACAGAGGAACUACAGAUGGCAGACCACCCAGGGGUGGACGAGGUGGGUUUCGUGGGGGGCCUAGCGCUGCAUAUGGUGGCCCCGUUGACUCAUCAUCAAUGUACGGUGCACCCCACAGUCAGUUUGACGUUCCAACAGGAAAAAAUGCUCCUACGGAUCCGUAUGGAGCUGCUGGCGGUGGUUCCUUUUCUUCGAUUGUUGACAGCAAACCUCCGGAAAGUACGGGUGGCUAUCGCGGUGCAUAUGGACCUCCGAGUCGUGGGCAGUACGGCGGCUCUUCUGAUUCCACCGGAUACGGUGGCCAAGCAAUGGGGCGAGGUGCUAACAUCGCCUCUGGUCGUGGUGGCCGUGGGGCUGGUCCAGGAGAUCGCGAUGGACCCGCUAUUGCUCGAGGCGGACACGUACCUCGAGGAGCCUCAGCUGUUCGUGGUGGCUAUUCCGCCAAUACUCAUGGUGGAUAUCAAGGGGACGCAGACGCAUCAGGUUAUCCGAUUGCAGGUGCCGAUCGGACACCGACUUACAGCUCCUACCAAGGCACUGAAGACUAUUCUGAACGAGCGCGGGAUCGUUUCCCUGUCAGUGAUACUGGGUCUUACGGUUCAGUCAAUCAACAGGCUAAGAACUCUGGUAGCUUCCCUGUUCCCAGACAAUCAGGUUACUCUGGCGGAUACCACCGUGGCGGUCCACCUAGCUAUCCUACUGGCGGGCAGCAAAGCUACCCUGUUCCCACAGGCAAUUAUUCAUCGGAAUCGCAAGCCGCUUAUUCUGGUAGUUACACAGGGGCCGAAGGCUAUUCAAACUCUGGUGUACCCGAAGGUGUCCGCGGUGCCCGUUCCACCGGUCAUUCAGCAGGAGGGUCGCAGGGAGUAAGUUCUCGUGGCUACCCAUCAUCUGAUACUGAGAAACCACCAAUUGAUGCCCAACAUAAUGAACGUGCACCAGAUGCUGGUAGCCUGUACGCAUCUGGUUCGGCUCGGUAUGGUGAAACUCAGGCUACCCAACCGUCUGCUGGUGGACCUAAGCAAUCUCGUUUCGACUCCAAACCCGCUCCUGCCGGGCCACAAGGCUAUUCCAGUUAUCCCCCCGGAAGCUACUCUGGACCUUAUGGGGCUACAUACGGAGGCGGUACAAUGAACAAUCCUGGCGGAGGAACCCAACCAACUGCUCCCAAUUCCGCGAACCUCAGAAAUGCGCGCAGUCGCUUCGAUCUUGGACCCAGCGCAAAUCAAGCUACUUCUGCUUCAGCUGCGGGACCCCAAGACACACAAUCCCAGUCGUCUGGGCAGUCCCAACAACCACCGUCCCAGCCAUCCCAAACGCCUCAAUCAUACUACGGAUACGGAACUCAAGCCGCAAAACAGCCCACAGGUGUAAGUGCACCAGCUGCCCCCAGUCAAUCUUUUAGCACAUACGGUUACAAUUAUGGAUCUUACGGUGGGUCUUACGCAAAUCAAACUGGCCAACCAGCAACAACUCAGGGCCGCUCAUCUGCAGUUCCAAGUUCUACACCCUCUCUAUACGCCUCGGCCGUCGCUGAUAAACCGCCGAGCGCUGCGCAUCCAACCCCUUCUGUGACGACACAACCUUCUAGUACUGCUGAUAAUUCGGCUGCUCUUGCUGCUGCAGCUUACACAUCUUAUUAUGGCUAUGGCUCUACCGCAGGCGCUACUGGAGUUACGGUAGACCAACAACCGAACACCGGCAAAUUGGACGCCGCGAUGGCCGCAGCCCAGCAGUUUAAUACUUGGCAGCAGCAGCCAUCUACCGGAAUCUCUGCUAGCGUUCCUGCUACAACAGUUGCUCAAACAGCUGGGUCUGCCACGUCAGCCUACACUGGGUACUACGCAGGUUUUGCAGCCUACCCUACGGGAUACGGUACAACUGGUGCCCCUGCACCCCCAGCGUCUCAAGUCAUGCCCCCUUACUACGGCGGUUAUCGCUAAUCAAGUAACAGCACUACAAUCUUGUCCGCAUUUUUAUGCCCAACUAUGUCGCCUGUGUUACUUUUGCUACCUUUCGGUUGCACAAAAUACAAAUGUUCUUGCCGCUCGCGUUGUCCAGAUUUAUCAGUUCGC